CCUGAUAUCACUCGCGCCGCCCGCCAUUUUGUCUCUAGUGUCUAGUUUGGAGGCGGCGGGUGCGCACUGGAGCGGUGGUUUUGGGUCCUUAGUCGUUGCGUCGGCAUCGUGUCCCCCGGAUUCAGACGGUGCCCCAUAGAUGGCCAGCUUUCCCCCGAGGGUCAACGAGAAAGAGAUCGUGAGAUCACGUACUAUAGGUGAACUUUUAGCUCCAGCAGCUCCUUUUGACAAGAAAUGUGGCCGUGAAAAUUGGACUGUUGCUUUUGCUCCAGAUGGUUCAUACUUUGCUUGGUCCCAAGGACAUCGUACAGUGAAACUUGUUCCAUGGUCCCAGUGCCGAAAGAAUUUUCUUUUACAUGGCACCAAGAAUAUUGCCAAUUCAAGUGGUUUGAAAUUGUCAAGACAAAAUAGUGAUGGUAGUCAGAAAAAUAAGCCUCGUGAACAUACUAUAGACUGUGGAGAUAUAGUCUGGAGUCUUGCUUUUGGUUCAUCAGUUCCAGAAAAGCACAGUCGUUGUGUAAAUAUAGAAUGGCAUCGAUUCAGAUUUGGACAAGAUCAACUACUCCUUGCCACAGGGUUAAGCAACGGGCGUAUCAAAAUAUGGGAUGCAUAUACAGGAAAACUCCUCCUUAAUUUGGUAGACCAUACUGAAGUGGUCAGAGACUUAACUUUUGCUCCAGAUGGGAGCUUGAUCCUUGUGUCAGCCUCAAGAGACAAAACUCUGAGAGUUUGGGACCUGAAAGAUGAUGGAAACAUGAUGAAAGUAUUAAGGGGCCAUCAGAACUGGGUGUACAGCUGUGCGUUCUCUCCUGAUUCUUCAAUGCUGUGUUCAGUGGGAGCCAGUAAAGCAGUUUUCCUCUGGAAUAUGGAUAGAUAUACCAUGAUAAGGAAACUAGAAGGACAUCAUCAUGAUGUUGUAGCUUGUGACUUUUCUCCUGAUGGAGCAUUGCUGGCUACUGCAUCUUAUGAUACUCGAGUAUAUAUCUGGGAUCCAUAUACUGGAGACAUUCUGAUGGAGUAUGGGCAUAUGUUUCCUCCACCUACUCCAAUAUUUGCUGGAGGAGCAAAUGACAGAUGGGUGCGGUCUGUAUCUUUUAGUCAUGAUGGACUGCAUAUUGCAAGCCUUGCUGAUGAUAAAAUGGUGAGGUUCUGGAAAAUUGAUGAGGAUUAUCCAGUACAAGUUGCACCUUUGAGUAAUGGUCUUUGCUGUGCCUUUUCUACUGAUGGCAGUGUUUUAGCUGCUGGGACACAUGAUGGCAGUGUCUAUUUUUGGGCCACUCCGAGGCAAGUUCCUAGCCUUCAACAUUUAUGUCGCAUGUCAAUCCGGAGAGUGAUGCCUACCCAAGAAGUUCAGGAGCUGCCAAUUCCUUCUAAAGUCUUGGAGUUUCUCUCUUACCGUAUUUAAAAGAACUCUGCUUUCCCUGGUAGUAAGGAUUGACAGAAUACACUUUACAGACCUCAAGCUUUGCUGAUUUCUAGUAUCUGUUUUUUCAAGGUUUAGAUUUAUUUAAUUUCAUACAUUCUUCACUGCAUUUUGAUCAGUUGAACUGUUGAAAUAUUUAUAAUCUACAGGAGAAAUGUUUCUGAACUAUCAAAUGUAAAUUUUUUCCUGAGAACUGUGAAAAUAUGUAUGUACAUAUGUAUAUAGACAUGAGCUGCUAUGUGUUUGUUGAAUGGACCCUUUUGCUUAUAUAGAUUUUUAGUAUUGCUUCAGUAGUCCUGCGCUAUAUAUAUCUAUAUAUAUAUGUAGAUAUAUAUAUGUGUGUGUGUGUGAAGAUAUAUAUAUAUAUAUAUAUAUAUAUCUUCAUUGUAAAGUGGAAGGGAUUUUUUUUUUUUUAAUUCUGAGACACUAAGUUAGAUGGUAAAUGCUGACUUUAAAAACUAAAUUGUAUCAUACAAAGUAUGUUGCAGGAUGGGAGGACUGUUGGCUUACAAGUUUAAAAAAAAGUUUUGUUUUGAGAAAGAAUUCUGUUUCCUUAAGAAUCAUAAAAAGUAGAACUUAAAUGUGAUAUUCCUAAUUAAAAAAUAGCCAGGACGUAACUAGAAAAACAGAUGUUUACCCUCAGAUAUUUCUGUGGGCCUUAAUUUUGGAAAGUAGCUUGCUACUUUAGUCCAAGUAGUAUAAAUGAUUAUAGAUUUUAGUCAAUUUUAGGGGGGAAAUCCAUCUAAUGUACAUUAUUGCUGAAUAUUUUGUUUAUACUAAGGGACAGUUACUUCAAAAACUUUUUUCACAUGUAACCUAUUUCUGCAGUGGAUUUAAUACUGGUGACUUGUCAAAGAGAAGCAAUACAGUUUAUCUGCUUUUGCCUUCUUUUUAUCUUCAUUGCAGAUAUUAAGAAUGUGCAUUAUGUAAAAUGCUUAUAUUUUUUUUAAUUAAAGAUCGUUUUUUUAAAAAAAAA
Messenger RNA from Erinaceus europaeus (western European hedgehog), 2399 nucleotides. It is a transcript of the gene WSB1, whose product is annotated as WD repeat and SOCS box containing 1. The record is from RefSeq and is a predicted model, not a curated record. Gene Ontology annotation, molecular function: protein binding. Lineage: Eukaryota; Metazoa; Chordata; Mammalia; Eulipotyphla; Erinaceidae. The coding region runs from base 140 to 1405 and encodes 421 amino acids. Gene Ontology annotation, biological process: intracellular signal transduction. The transcript has 10 exons.